This is a messenger RNA of Egretta garzetta (little egret), 2930 nucleotides long. RefSeq names its product C-type lectin domain family 12 member B-like. The transcript has 4 exons. Lineage: Eukaryota; Metazoa; Chordata; Aves; Pelecaniformes; Ardeidae. The record is from RefSeq and is a predicted model, not a curated record. Gene Ontology annotation, biological process: natural killer cell inhibitory signaling pathway; negative regulation of signaling receptor activity. Bases 1010 to 1807 code for a protein of 265 amino acids. Gene Ontology annotation, molecular function: protein phosphatase binding; signaling receptor regulator activity. Gene Ontology annotation, cellular component: external side of plasma membrane.
GUGAUUCUGUGAACCAGGUCCCCCUGUCAUUUCUUUUCCUUUCUAGGAUUGUCUGUCCACCUCAGAGAAAGGUAGUUUCUACAGCUGUGUCCAUCUCUGCAAGGGAAAUAAAUUAAAUGUAUUUUCCUGAAGGCUCACUUUACUGUGCAGUCUCAAAUCUGUUAGCUUAUGCUUUUCCUCAUGCCAUAGACGGGGAGAAGAAACAAAGAAUAAAGAAAAUUAUUCCAGAAAUAGAAAUAAAACAUUAAUUCUAGAAAACUGAGUGGAAGAAAAUAUCAUCUGAGAUGUAGCCUUUGUCAAAAGGUCCUUCUAGUUUGGUGGCUUUGAGCUCUCAGACCAAACAAUCUCUUUGGGAAGUUGUCAUGGAAGGUAAGAGCCAACACCCUGACAUAUCCUAGCUGAGGUGCCAACUUCGAGCAGAAGCGCUUGCUUCUUUUGGAUGAGCGAGCAAUUUGCCAGCUCUAAGAUGCAAGUCCACCUUCUGGUUUGCUUUCAGCACUUUGCUUUUUGUUUGGUUUGCUUUUUGCUUUCUGUUCCCAGUAGGAAAACUAAAGUGUGAUCACAAAUCUGCUGCUGAAAACAGCUGCUUAAACUAAAGGACAGCCUCAAAGCUGUAAAACUUUUUAAUCAGUUCUAUGUUUCAAGCCAGAACCUAGUGUAAUCAGGAAUUAAAUAUUGUCUUUCCAAAAGAAGAAGAGUUCUAACAGAGUUCUAUAAAAGUGUCUGCAUUUUCUUCAGUAAUGGCGAAAACAAAUAUAUGCCAGUCAGGGAGGGUAGAAGUGAGGUAAGGAGGAAGGAAGCGAAUACAGCAGUGAGUGAGAGAGGAACAUUUUCUGGGCAGUACUGUGAUUGAGGAAGCUCAGAUGUAUCUGGAUGUCUUUACUGCUUCAUUUGUGCCUGCCAGUAUAGGGAAACCCCACAAAGGGGUAGAUUUUCUUCCUAGCUUACUAGCUGCAAAUGCUAGAUCCUUUUCUACCUAUUUUUUCUGACGCUUUUCUUUUUACCAGCUAUGACAGAAGAAGUAACAUAUGCCAAUCUGAAAUUUGAAAACAUCUAUGACCUGGAUAAUAUCAGAAAGCCUGAAGAUACUAAGGGAAAAGGGCUUCCCACCUCGUCACGCUCUUUCUCGCCAGUAGUCCUGAUUUUGUUCACGCUGUGCCUGGCUUUGCUGAUGGCGUUGGUGACCCUGGCAGUUUUACUUUUCCAGAUUCCCAAGGACUACAGGACACAACUUAGAGACCUCAACAUGACAAAGAAUGAACUCCAUGCAAAUUUCUCAAAUAUGUUGCAAGCAAUAGGAAAUCAGCUGUGCUUGGAAGGGGGAAAAAACCUGAAAAAUAACGGCCAGAAUUGUGUACUCUGCCCUGCAAACUGGAAGUGGGAAGGUGGCGAUACGUGUUACUACCACUCCGAGGACCAGAAGUCGUGGGAACAGAGUCACUUGUUUUGUUCCUCACAAAACUCUACUAUUCUUCUGGUAAAAGAUGCAGCAAAGCUGGUAUGGACUGGUUUCUCACUCUUGUUCAGCAUGGGGGAAGUUCAUACACCCUAUCAGCUACUCAAUUCACACACAAUUUUCUUAAAUGGUACUGUGAGCAGGAGUUUUUCUACAGUGAUCAGGUUGUCCUGGGCAGUGCUGAGGUGUAGUAGGACUGGUCAUCGCCACACAAGGCGCUGCCCUUUGAGGGGAUGGCGGUUGGAGACAGCCCAUCUUGCCACGGCUUGCCAUGGCUGGCUAUUUACUGGGAUGACCAGUGAAAGCAGGUUCAUGGCUGUUUUGUCAUGGGCAGUGACUUCACUAAUUUAACAAGUAUUACAGAUCCAUACAAGGAUUUGGUAAGACAUUAGUUUGAAAACCUGGUCUCCCCAUAAGCAAACCAUAGUCCUCCCCAUUUUGAUGAGUUGAUCUCAUCUUUUAAACCAAAAUUAAAAGACUUGGCAGCGAGUUGCUGAAAUCUGUUCUAAUCUUCUGGUAAGUUAAAAUCAACUGAGGUGGGAAGAGAAAAUGCCAGGUGUAGAGUGAAAUAAUGCUUUUGACUCUGGAUGCCAACAGACGUAUUGGAAGACUGAAGGCAGAAAAGAUGUCCCAAGAGCUAGCAGUCAGGGGCUGGAUCUGUCUGCUCUCCAGCAUUUGACAGAUGCCAAUUCACCUCUUACUAAGUGGCAGGCCAUAAGGUUUCUCCCAGAAGAAAAGGGGAGUAGCUUUAUUCUCACCCUCCCAAACUGGUAACAGCAAAGAUUGUGAGGUACAGUCUGUACUAGCUGUCAUGGCAUUAAGAAGUAUGAGGAAAAAGAGAAAAUGGAGAAGUGCACUGGGAGUGACAAUGAUAAGUGAAGGAAGGAGGAGAACAACAGAAAAAAAUUAAUUCAAAUCUUCAGAGAAUUCCCUCAAGCAGCAGUGAGAAAGGCAGCUUAUUUAAGUUUACAUUCUUACCUGUUCUGCUCAGAGCAUUUUUUAAGAACAGAAUAUCACUAAAUGCUUAACUUUAAGACCUCCUCUACUUGUCAUGGUCCAGCUUUUGGGAAUAAGUUAAUGAUGCUAGAGUCAAGUGUGAAGGUUCAACAAAUCAAACCCAGCAGCUCCUUGCAGACGCUUCCUUUUCACUGUUGACAAAUGCUAAGGACAGAGUAAAAGAGGAGGAAUGAUUCAUGACUAAAGGGAGGAGAACAAUCCAGUGUUUCACCCAGAGGGUUUAAAACAGGUUCAUGAGCUCUUCAGAGCUAUAAAUGUAUCUUCUCUUUGAUUAAAGGUAGCUCUACUAUCACUUCUCCUUAGAGGCUUUCCCUCUAAGAGCAGAACUUGUCCUGACAGGUUAAGAGUUUGUGGUAUUUAUACUCUUUAAAGCAAUUUUCAUCAAUGUUUUAAACUUCUGAGGCUAAAUAUUUAUUUUUAAUAUUUUCUUGAAUAUCUGCUUUGAAUUCUGCUUGCU